AUGGCCACAUCUGAUUCAUUUGUAAUGGAUUCAUUCAGUGAUUCUUUAUUAGCAGCUGUUACAGAAAUAUCUUUUUAUGGACCUAAUCAUCCACAAGUUGCUGAAAAACCUCCUAAACCUUUAAUCGAACUGAAUUUACCAACAGCUGUUAUUAAUUGUUAUCAACGUUCUGGUAUAUCACAUCUUUUUGCUUGGCAGGCUGAAUGUAUUGAAAAAGCAAGUGCAAGUGGAAAACGAAAUUAUAUUUUUUCUGCUCCAGUAUUUGAAACAAAACGAAAAGCAUUGUUUAUUGAACCUUAUGUUAGUAUUGUUCAAGAAAAAGCUAAUUAUUUUCGAAAACUUUUUUCAUCACUUCAUUUACGUAUUGCAUCAUAUGCUGGUGCAAGUGAUUCUCAUCAUUCAUUUACCAAUAGUCAUAUUAUAAUAUGUACGAUAGAAAAAGCGAAUAGUAUAAUAAAUCGUUUAUUAUCAAAUCGUGAUGAUUUAAAUGAAAUAGGUAUUAUUAUUGUUGAUGAAUUACAUUGGAUAGGUGAAUUAAAUCGUGGUUAUUUACUUGAAUUAUUAUUAAGUAAAAUAAUUUAUUAUAAUCGUUUAUAA
Molecule: messenger RNA, 597 nt
Organism: Rotaria sordida
Lineage: Eukaryota; Metazoa; Rotifera; Eurotatoria; Philodinida; Philodinidae
Source: the annotation of a GenBank genome assembly